This is a messenger RNA of Oncorhynchus nerka (sockeye salmon), 2567 nucleotides long. Its product is annotated as ubiquitin domain-containing protein 2. Gene Ontology annotation, molecular function: protein binding. Bases 113 to 889 code for a protein of 258 amino acids. The record is from RefSeq and is a predicted model, not a curated record. Lineage: Eukaryota; Metazoa; Chordata; Actinopteri; Salmoniformes; Salmonidae. The transcript has 3 exons.
GAUGUGUGUUCACUCCGCCUCUUCCCAGCUGAUGCUCGCGUCUUUCAAUUUCUAUUCUGAGAGGAAGACUUGAGCAAGAGGGGUCUGCGGGGGUAGCGCAGUUAAAACAUCCAUGGGUGGUUGUGUGGGUAGUCACCAUGAUUCUUCAGGCAGUUUAAACGAAAAUUCUGACGGAACUGGAGUGGCUCUGGGGCGUAACCAGGCCUUGAAGAGAGAGAAGCCCAAAUGGAAGAGUGACUAUCCCAUGACGGACGGCCAGCUGCGCAGUAAGCGGGAUGAGUUCUGGGACACGGCGCCCGCCUUCGAGGGACGCAAGGAGAUCUGGGACGCGCUCAAGGCCGCCGCCCAAGCCUUUGAGAGCAACGACCAUGAAUUGGCCCAGGCCAUCAUCGACGGGGCCAGCAUAACACUGCCACACGGCGCGCUGACGGAGUGCUAUGAUGAGCUGGGGAAUCGCUACCAGCUGCCAGUCUACUGCCUGUCCCCACCCGUCAACAUGAUCGAGGAGAAGAGUGACCUUGAGAGCCUUGAGGUCAGCGAGCCCCCCCCCAGCGAGGGUCAGGAGUGCCAGCUACGCCUGCGUCUGUCCACGGGCCGGGACCUGCGCCUGGCGGUGAGGACCACGGACACGGUGCAGCACAUGAAGCGGCAGCUGCAGGCGGUGGAGGGCGUGUCGGCGGCCACCCAGCGCUGGUUCUUCUCAGGCCGGCCACUCACAGACAAGAUGAAGCUGGAGGAGCUGAAGAUCUCCAGGGACUACGUGGUGCAGGUGAUCAUCAGCCAGCCGCCCACCCCCCUGCCCACCCAGGCACCGCCCGUCCCCACACCAACCACACCCACGUCCAUGCCCGCCACACUGCCCCAGGACCCCACGCCCGUAGAGAACUAGUGCCUGGCACCUGGAGAGGGCAUGCAUGCAGGAAAAGACAGACCACCAAGGGAAGACCAGCUUUUGACAAGUGGAGAUUUGGGUGCGGUUGUGAGGCAGACACGUGUCUGAGCAGGUGAAGGAACAGUCCUGGAGAACCGAGCUAGGUGGUCAUGUAAAGUGUUUGUUUAGAGUUGUGUGAGGGUUUGUUAAGCUGUGUGCCCUCCCUCUCUCUUCUCCUCUCUCCUCCACGAGACGGGGAGGUGUUUCUGCAAGGCAUGCUGGGAUAGCAGCAGGGAUGUCUCUGUGCCUCAGCCAGAGCAGGAGGCCUCCGUGACUGAAGACAACCAACCAGGAGCAGCAAGAGACUCCACCACAGGACAGGAACACCUGCUAACCUGUCAUUUCAAAAAUCUACCUUUUACAAAAACUCUUUAAAAAAAACUUGUCUUGUUUUUAAUGGAAACUGAACAACCAAAAAAUAAGAUCUGAGGAAACUAUAGGAAUAUACAGUAACAGCCCAUGUUGUUACAAACCAUGUUCCAGAACCCCCUGCCUGUUCUCCAUCUCCUCUGUAGCUUCUAGUCAGCCAGCUGUCAGUCCUUCUAUUGCCCCCCCCCCCCCCCGUAGUAGCCUUGACCUGACCUGUAGCCUCUUUCUGCAGACGUUACAUGUAGCUCUGCCAGUCAACUCGUCCUCCCUCGGGAGCCUUCCUCCCCCGGGAGCCUUCCUCCCCCGGGAGCCUUUCUCCCCCGGGAGCCUACCUUUUAGUUGUGAUCUUGGUUUGUGAAGUUAGUAGGCCGUCACUGCGUCGGAUUAGUUCCCUUCUCAUUCCCCAGUAAACAUCCCAUCAUGUAAACGUGACACUUUCACCCUCCUGUUGUCUAUUCAUACCUGAUAUUAUCUUGAGAUGAACUACUGGAGGUUUCCGCAGAACUUAAAAACUACAAUGUUGUACAAACUGAAUGCGCUGGGAUGAAGUGUCAUUGCAAAGUUUUUAAUGACAUUAAUGUUUAGAAAUUUUGCUUCACUGUACUUUAAGAUACUUAUCAGAGCAAUGUAUUUAGCAUUGCGUAAUCAUUUGUGUGUGUGUGAGAGAGACAGAGAGAGAGAGAGAAAGAGAGACAGAGAGAGACAGACAGAGAGAGAGAAAGAGAGAGAGAGACAGAGAGAGAGAGAGAGAGAGAGAGAGAGACAGAGAGAGAAAGAGAGACAGAGAGAGAAAGAGAGACAGAGAGAGAGAGAGAAAGAGAGACAGAGAGAGAGACAGACAGAGAGAGAGAAAGAGAGAGACAGAGAGAGAGAGAGACAGAGAGAGAGAGACAGACAGAGAGAGACAGAGAGAGACAGAGAGAGACAGAGAGUGUACUGCAUGUUUGAGAGGGUGUUGAGAGUAAGAGUGUUCAAUAUGUUCUGGUGACAAGAGUCAGACCUUAUAACAUAGAAGGGGUUUACAACCUUAGCAGGACUCUAGGGGUUGUACUGUGGACAGACUAAGUCACAGCAGUCGUCUUGACCUUUACUCCAGCAGCUGUUCACACAGACUUCCUCUGUAUCUCUCGCGGUGUGUUUGAGUGUGUUUUUAAGGUACAUUGAGACUUAUUCAUGAGGGGGGAAAAAUGAAUUUCAGAAACCCAGUUGCAUAUUUUGAUGAAAUAGAAUGUUUUUAAUUAAAUUGACCAACAUUUGUAUGCCACAA